This is a messenger RNA of Mya arenaria, 1629 nucleotides long. RefSeq lists its product as uncharacterized. The transcript is spliced from 2 exons. Lineage: Eukaryota; Metazoa; Mollusca; Bivalvia; Myida; Myidae. The coding region runs from base 19 to 846 and encodes 275 amino acids. The record is from RefSeq and is a predicted model, not a curated record.
CACAUUCAGUCCUUUCAAAUGAUACCACACUUGUAUGGAGCGAAUAAGCAGCAACAUAACUCAUUUAUGUGCAUCAGAUACCUUAAGAAAUGUGGCUUGCUAUAUAAUACGGACAAACCUGUUACUUUAUCAUCGGAGUAUCACUUUCACAUCCAAGUGCAAAACAACAACAGCCUCAAAAUGGGUCUUCUGUACUGUAUCGCCCUCGGCUUGGUUUGUGCAUGCGCAUAUGUGGAAGCAAUACCAACAACAACAACUGAGCCUAGCAUCAUUAUCGGCAACCCUUCCGAUCUUUUCAACACAGCAGUGUUUAAGUGCGCCGAUGUCAUAUACGGGACCAUGUUAAUGCAAAAAAUGUUUCCACCAGCAGAUAGCUCACUUCCAGAGCUAAAAACUUUAAAUGCUUCCCACGCGAAGGCUAUCUUUGACGCUAAUAUCGAACUACUUUGUAAAGAUGUUGAUAAGUACUCUCGUUGCGUCAAACAUUUUAGUAAGGUUGGAUGCACGCCAGAGGAAGAAUAUAUCAGACGGUACAUCGAUAUUGACCAAUUCGGACCAGCUCUCGGGUUAUACUGUACGAACAAAGAGCUUGUUAAGAGUAACUUUCUUUGCACGUUGGAGAAAGUCAGAAAAGGAGAUGUCCCAUGUGAAUUUGGUGGAAUUCAUGGAUGUAUUAAAGGACUCCUGCUGUAUGCAACACAGAGCGUCACAAAGGAAGUUUAUUGCAAUGUCAGAGAGGCGUCGUUAAAUUGCCGAAAAACUCAGCUGGCAAGCUGUGACGUCACCUAUGCCGAAGUUAUGAAUUCCGUCGCAGCAAAAUUUCCAGCUAAAUAUUGCUCGAGCUAGAUGACAGAGUUGCGUUUAACACUGGUCAACGCCGUUAUUAUUUAUUCAACUUGUAAUUGUUUAGUCUAAGAGUAAUUUAUAUCUUUUUGCAUUGUAUUUUAAAGCACAAUACAACUGUUAUAACUUAAUCUUUGUAACGAUUACUAUUAUUUCUCACCUGGUACGUUCUACACGAAAUGUUUUUAUGAUAAUGAAAUAAAUAAAGCCGUAACUUGCACAAUGUUUUUCAUCAGGCCAAAAAUUAGUUAUUGUUUAGAUUAGGAUUACAUCCUUUUCCAAAAUUGGAACGUUAGGCAUGUUUUUUUAGGUCUUAUAUUAGAAUGUUAUUGUCAUCAUUGAAUAAUGGUGUUACAUGCACCUUCUGUAUAAAGCUUUCAAAAUUUUAAACCACAUAUCAAAACAUACUCUUUUUUUAGUUUUUAAUUUUGUUUACCAACAGUCUAAAACAACGGUAGGGUCGGCGUCAUCUCGUAGGUAGGGUCGGGUAACCUGAACCAAACGUAUUUUUAGUACUUAUUAAGUCAUCGGGUCAUGUUAUCAUUGCAUGUUCCUCAAGCAGUUUGCAUUUUAAUGUUAUUGGGCGGGGCCUUACAGAUAAUAUCAUGUACAUAGUACUUAUUUUAAAGUGACAACCUUAUUCAAAAUCAGUGCAUAAACAUGUAUAACAAACAUAGAUUUUGACUGAUAAACCUUAAACUACUUACUAAAUAAUGCAUUUAUGGAUAAUACUAGCUACUGAUAACAAGAUUGUAAUCAUGAAUUAAAUAGCAAAAAGCUCAAAAA